AUGGUGCUUUCAUGGGCUGCCGCCCUCCUCCGCCCGCUUCCUGGUGGUGCCAGGCGCUGCAGCCUCCAGCCUUCUCAGAAUGCCAGUUCUUCCCUUGAGGGGGGAAGAGGGGGCUCCCUGCAGGGCCCCUUUGGCCUCAAGUUCCACGUUCAGCAAAGCCUCACCCCUCUGCCCCCACCCUGGCUCUCACCUCACUCCUCUGCUCCCCGUGAGGAGGAAUCGACCAGGUUUGUCGCUUAUAUGGGGAAAUUCAGGAAGGAUCAUAUCUCUGCACCCCAGGAAUCUGUCCCCUGUGGAGCCCCUCCUAGUUCGUCGUCCUCCUUGUCGUGUUUGUGCAUGUCUGAGUGA
Messenger RNA from Podarcis lilfordi (Lilford's wall lizard), 348 nucleotides. NCBI's taxonomy places the organism in Eukaryota, Metazoa, Chordata, Lepidosauria, Squamata, Lacertidae. The record is from the annotation of a GenBank genome assembly.